Molecule: messenger RNA, 4858 nt
Organism: Pristis pectinata (smalltooth sawfish)
Lineage: Eukaryota; Metazoa; Chordata; Chondrichthyes; Rhinopristiformes; Pristidae
Gene: mtbp
Product: MDM2 binding protein
Exons: 22
Coding region: 1041-3680 (879 amino acids)
Biological process (GO): protein localization to kinetochore; regulation of protein ubiquitination; traversing start control point of mitotic cell cycle
Cellular component (GO): kinetochore
Source: RefSeq, a predicted model, not a curated record
GCUUCCCCCCCCCCCCAGCAACAGGGGAUCCUUCACCCCAGACCCUCCGCCCCCCCCCAGCAACAGGGGAUCCUUCACCCCAGACCCUCCGCCCACCCCGCCCCUCCCCAGCAACAGGAGGUCCUUCACCCCAGACCUCCCCCCCCCUCCCCAGCAACAGGGGGUCCUUUACCUCAGACUCCCCCUCCCCAGCAACAGGGGGUCCUUCUUUACCUCAGACACCCCCCCCCCCGGGAUCAACAGGUCACUCCAACCCCCGGGAUCAGGGGAUCUACGGGCCAUUUACCCUUAAAAAAAACCCACCCCAGCCAGAGGAGCAGUGGGUCAUCCCACCCUCUAGCUGACAGCAUUAGUGGGUCAUCCCUCCCACCAGACCCACUGAAGCAGCAGGUCACCUGCUCUCCCCACCCCUGGGAGCAUAGACAGUCAACGGGUCAUUUUCCCCCUAAACACCCCUCCUUCAGUCACCCCCUUUCCCUCCACCCCUCUCCUUCAGUGAAUCAUCUCUCCUAUUUCCUCCCCCCUUCAGCUGGAGCAAGAGGUCAGCCCUCCCCCCAACCAACCACUGACAGCUAUGGAGAACUAGCAUCCCCUCCUGAGAGCAAAGGUCAGCGCCCACCUCCCAUCUUUAGGCUCUCUCUCCAAAAUUCUAGCAAUCCUCCACCUCCACAACUGCUGUCACCCAAUCCACUGCAACUGCCCCUUGUGCCUCUGUCCUGGCAACUGAUUUCACUCCAGUAACAGUCAUUACUCUCCCAGUGUGUGGGGUUCUGGCUCUGGGCUGAGCCAGUCUCUGGAGUCUAACAAUCUUGGAACCAGAACUAUUUCAGAAAGGUCACAUUCCAACUCUGCAGUAAGUGGAAAUCUUCAGCUUGGUCACCAAAUCAGAGGACUCAUUGAGGACUGCUGCAUCUGUUGGAUAUAAAUGGAAAACUAAGAAGAUAUUGAUAGACACCUGGUCAAACCACUAUGAGAAAACCUGGAUCUUUAAGUUUUUUGUGUAUUCAUUUUACGACAGACAAUUUAUAUCAAAUCUGACAAUGGAUCGAUAUGUGCUGUUAGCUGUUUGGAAUUGUAGCGAUGAGCAGUGUGAAGAUGAAGAGUUCGUUGAGCUGACUGCCAUUAAAUGUGUUUACGAAUUCCUGAGAAAAAGCUGCUGUGCUUCAACAAGUUCAAGACUGACCACCCUUCCAGCCUGUUCAAUAACUGGAGUUCCAGCUGCACAAAAAUGGUUCUUCGCAAUUCAAGCAAUCCGUGGCUUUUCACAGUUCUGUUGUACAGAUUGGGAAGAAAUUAGUUCCAGCGCACAGGCCACUGAUUGUGAGGAAUCUGUACCAAUAUUAAUACAAGAAUGCCUGAACAGCAUAAAUACUUGUGAAGAGGAGGACAGUGAUGUGAAAGACUCUCCAUCCUUGGCUGAGUUAUUUGAAGAGGCAGCAGAGGGUCUACAUCGACUUGCAGAUAAACUUCCUCCUCCUGGCAAGGUGUUAUUGGAUCUAAUCUUGCUCGUUUCUGGCAGUGAUAUUCCAAGGCUGAAAGACUGGCUGCCUGUUGUGGGUGCAUUUAAGCACCUGAGGGAGUGGCAUUCAGCAGAAAUUACCAUCACAACAAAGGAUGGCAAAUGUUGGCAGAAAAUUGCAGAAUACCUGGGUGCAACUGUUGUAGAUCCAGAAAAAUUAGAGAGCAUGAUCGAUCCAUUUGUGUUAUGGAGAGGAAAAGUACGCAUCCAAGAGCGAAAGUUUGCAUCAGAGGUCAAGUUUCCUGGGUUCUGCUUGAGAGCCUGCACUCAAAGAUCGUGGUGUCACUUAAUAAGCUCCUGUUUGACCACAACUUCCAGAGCAACCAAUACAAGAGAGGUUUUCCAUUAUUAUAAACCAGUGUUGGAGUUCGUGCAGUUGGUGGCGCUCUCGGACCUUCCAUCUUGCUUCCUGUCUGGGAUUGAGUUUGAAUUCAGUUUAUUACGUAGUGACAUCCAAAGCAAAUCAAAGCUUCUGCUGAACCAACUUUCUUCUUUACAAGGCAAGGUUGGGGCACUUUUUAACCUAUCAUGUACAGUGAGCAGUACUAUGAUUCCUCCAGCCAACCAAUACAGUACACGGAAGUGGAAAGAGUAUAUGGCAAAAAAGCCAAAAUACAUAAAUGUUCCAGAGAUUGAGUUGAAAGGAGAGACUUCUGGUUAUUACCUGUUGGUUCAGAGUGACGGCCAGGGAGGCUGCAAGGCAAGCCUCAUCCAUUCAGCUGGUCAGAUAAAUGGGGCUGCUGCUGUCGCCAUAGUGAAUGGGAUGUUGGAAAAGGCUGAAGGCAAAGAAGGGUGUGAUGCUGAACAGCUUCUCGGGGCAAUGCCUUACCUGACUGGUGAAGAGUUUGUGAACAGAGAGAAGAAGCUAGCUCAAAUUCAAACACUUGCUUUGAAAGAAUUUCUGAAAAGAAAGCAGAUAAAUCAAAAAUAUUCAUCCAUUCCAGUCAAUGAGCUGAAGGCAUUGUUAACAUUAGCAAGAGAACAGUAUUUUAGGCAGUUUGGCAGCAACCUGCUGAGUGCUAAUUCAGGCAGCAUAUGUCAAAACCAACAGGAAGCAGUUAAACUCACUGAAAGUGAUAUCCCAAACCUAAGCCCCUCACAGUGGCCUGAGAGAAGUGUUCUUCAAAACUAUGAAAACCUUGAGCGGAUCAGACAGAAGAGCAGGGCUGGUUCCAUAUUGGCAAGCUCAUCUGAGACUCUUCUGGGACUCAAGGGAAGCCAAAGAGCACUUCCAAUUCAGCUUGAUGCCAAGGAGCUGCUGAAGUAUUUUACCCCUGAGGGUUUACCCAUCGCUGAGCUCCAGCCUUUAGCAAUACAGAGAGGUGAAAAUGAGUUUGCACUAACCCCAGAGAUGACCAUACAGAAACUGAAAGGUCUACCUUUUGAGAAGGCUACUGAAUGCCAUUAUCAUGGAGUAGAGUACUGCUUAGACCACAGCAGAGCAAUUGAAAAAGACAUCGGAUUUGGGAAGCUUCAGUCUCGCCUUAUCCGCUAUGAAACCAACACAACGUGCUCAAGGGAGCACUGUCCUGUCGUUUACGGAUUAAGCCCGCUGCCAUCUCCAGCAGUGCUGUCAGAGCCUGGAAGUGCACCAGAUGGAGAAGCUUUACAAAGUGCCAUACUGAAGAAACGUACUGAUGGACGUGGACAGAAACAUAGAUCUAGGAAGGUGGACUGUCUCCAUCCAAGCAAAAGACUGGUGAAAUCCAAAAGUGUGGAAUAUCUCAAAUCCCAGAAUUCGCCACGCACAUCACAGAGAGGUGAAAAUAGCAGACAUCAUUCAGCAGCUGCUCUGCGGGGACAUUCACAAAGGCUUGUAGCUGCUGCUCCUGCUUCCAGUAAGCAGUCCAGCAGCCAGGUUCCAAGUGCAAUUACAAAACCUGGCCAUGGAAGUGUGAUUCGAGAGGAGUCGCGAACUGAGCGAACUCAGAAACACAAAAGGAUGCUGAAAGAAGUUGUGGCAAAAACCCUCGAGAAUAAUGGAAUCUCAAAGAACCAUACAUCUUUUGUUUCUUGCAGUCAACGUCUAUUUAAAAUAUCCUUGUUUUACCUCAAGGAUUUAAAAACAUCACGUGGUCUACAUGAAGAAAUGAAAAGGGCUGCAAACAAUAACGUUCGACAGGUGAUCGACUGGGUGUUGGAAAAGGCCGACAAGAAGUGAAAUCCCAUGUUUGUGCAAGAACUGGAAAUCCCAAUGAAGAUUGUUUCUAAAUCAGACAACAUUUAUCUGGACAUUUCGCACUUGGAAUUAACAUGAUGUUGUCAAAGAUAAGGUGAUGCGGAGUUAUGCUGCACGCCUGGUUCAUUUAAUUUUGCCUAUUCUGAAAGUUAAGAUAAUUAGAUGCCAGUAUAAUUGUAGAAAUUAAAUACUAUUUUUGUAUUCUGUGCUUUUGUUUUGAAUUUUAAAAUCUUUUUAUUAUCAAGUUGGAGCUUUGAAUCAAGUUUUUACAGAGUUUGUUAUUUAAAAGUUUAUAUUAUCUUUUUUUCCAAUUAAUUUUAUUGAUGUCAAAACUACAUCCAUCUUUCCAGUUUCGGUAACCGUGCAUGUGACAAGUGUGCCUGAAGAUCAGCUCAAUCAAAAAUCUGUUUAUUGAGAACUGUUUGGGACAUGAUUAAAUGAUUUGGGUGAAAAAAUCAGAGCCCUUGAACUGAUGGAAAUUUAUAUGACAAAAUGGGAGAAUCCAGAAUCACUGCCUCUUUUAGUUAGAGAAGUUUAUGAAACUGAAGUUUGUGCAGUGUUUAUGUUCUCACCAAGACCUCAAAAACUUUGUCCAUAUAAGGCACAGUAAACUUAGGGAGCAGUCACAUUUAUGAUGCUUUAAUGCUUCUUUAAUAAUGCUAUUUUAAUAUGUUCUUUAAAAAUGCUAGUAAAUAAAUCUUUGGAAAUAGCCUGCCAUAUAACUUUUGGAAGAUUCACUUUGGUGCUAAACGCAAUCAGAUAGACCUAAGACUUUGAGCUUGGUCCAGUUAUGUAGAUUAUUGCUGGUAGUUAGCCUGCAGUUGACUUGACUUGACAAUUAUGUCGACCCCCCCCCCCCCCGCCCCCCCCAGCUAACUUUUUCUUAAAGAUUCAGGAGUUGCUCUGAUUUUUAUUCAGGUCAUUGAUUUGUUUAGCUUUUGAUCUGUGGGUUGUAACUGGUUCAAAAGAACAUUGUUACUUACAGUUUUUUUUAAUUACUUAAUUGGAUGUGCUGUAAAGCUGAGCAUGUUUCCUGCAAAUGAAGUUUGUAGUGUAACUACUUAAAGUGAACUUGUACAUUAGUUACUUUCCUAUUGUGGGUUAUACCCCUGUAAUGCAGCAAAUGAACAUACAAAGGAAUAAAGUUUAUGAUCAUCUUU